AUGGACGCCACAGCGGUUGUUGGGUGCUUCCGGGACAGGACCAUACUCGUCACUGGCUCAACUGGUUUCCUCGGGAAAUUGUUGGUGGAGAAGAUAUUGAGGGUUCAGCCGAACGUGAAGAAGCUCUACCUGGUGGUGCGCGCGUCGGAUGCCGCCUCUGCGGAGCAGCGUAUCCUGUCCCAGGUUCUGGGGAAGGAUCUGUUCAACACCAUGCGAGAAAAGCAUGGGCUAGCUGGCUUCGAGGAGCUCAUCCAAGAGAAGAUAGUUCCUCUCGCAGGAGACAUUGGGAUUCAAAACUUUGGGCUCGAUAGGUCGACAGUUGACGACCUUUGUGAGGAGAUCGAUGUUAUCAUCCAUGGGGCAGCAACAACGAGCUUCUAUGAACGGUACGAUGUGGCAUUAGCAUCAAAUGCAUUAGGAGCCAAAUAUAUAUGCGAAUUUGCAAAGAAGUGCAGCAAUAUGAAAUUGUUGCUUCAUCUUUCCACUGCUUUUGUAGCGGGUACCCGAGAAGGACUUUUACUAGAGGAAGCACUGCAGAUGGGUGAAACACUAAGGCCCGGUUACUGUUUAGACAUUAAAGCUGAGUUGCGGUUAGUUGAGAAGAUCAAGACUGAACUCAGAGUAGCCAAUAGUGGUGGGCCAGACCAGUCAUUGGAGAAAACAGCCAUGAAAGAACUUGGCUUAAAGAGGGCCUGCCAUUUUGGAUGGCCAAACGUAUAUACAUUUACCAAAGCUAUGGGCGAGAUGCUACUUGCGCAGGAGAGGGGAGACCUUCCUCUCAUCAUUAUGCGACCCGCCAUGGUAACCAGCACUUUUCAAGAUCCAUUUCCUGGCUGGAUAGAAGGGGCGAGGACAAUUGAUGCUUUGAUUGUCGCCUACACUGAGCAAGCAUUCCCAUGUUUCGUAGGUGAUCGAAAAAACAUAAUGGAUGCUGUUCCUGCGGACAUGGUGGUAAAUGCAACCCUUGUAGCCAUGGCUGUUCACUGGAAUGAAAAAGGAUAUGUCAUUUACCACGUGUGCUCGGCACUCCAAAAUCCAUUGUCUGGUUAUGUCUUAGAGGACGCAUGCUGGGAUUACUUCUCCAAGCAUCCUCGUAUACGAGAAGAUGGGAAACCGCUGAAAAACAAAAGGCCAUACGUGUUUAAGAGGUUCACUCUCUUCCGUGCAUAUCUGAUAAUGGUUUAUAAGCUACCACUUGAGAUCUUGCAUGCGGUGAGCCUUUUAUUCUGUGGGUUGUUUUCGCAAUCUUACAAUAAGUACAACCGAAGAUACAAUUUCUUAAUCCUCUUGGUGAAGCUCUAUGCACCAUAUGCCUUCUUCAAAGGAUGCUUUGAUGACACGAACAUUACAAGGUUGCUUACGGAAGUAAAGAUGGAUUGCAAUGGUGGUAGCAUAUUUAAUUUUGAUCCCAGAUCUAUGGACUGGCACUCAUAUCUCUUGAAUGUACACGUCCCAGCUGUGAUAAAGUAUGGCCGCAAAAAUUAG
Molecule: messenger RNA, 1485 nt
Organism: Triticum aestivum (bread wheat)
Lineage: Eukaryota; Viridiplantae; Streptophyta; Magnoliopsida; Poales; Poaceae
Product: alcohol-forming fatty acyl-CoA reductase-like
Exons: 10
Coding region: 1-1485 (494 amino acids)
Biological process (GO): long-chain fatty-acyl-CoA metabolic process; suberin biosynthetic process
Cellular component (GO): intracellular membrane-bounded organelle
Molecular function (GO): alcohol-forming very long-chain fatty acyl-CoA reductase (NADP+) activity
Source: RefSeq, a predicted model, not a curated record